AUGGGAGCUGAACCAUUCCAGGUCAAUGGAGUUUGGUAUGAUCCAAGGCCACCACAAAAUACCCAAAUUUUUCAGAGGAAUCAGAAUGGUGCUCAAGGAAGCAAUUUUCAAAGGAGAAUUCAAGGUGGAAAGUUGGAUUAUACAUCUAACAAUUAUCUGCAACCUCAUCCUCUUCCACAUAAGGAGCUAUCUGAACUAGAGAAAGCAAUGCUGCAGCUUUCUAAGACUACAAAUGAUCACAUGCAGACUACUGAUGCCUUUAUGAAUGAGACAAGAGCCUACCAUAAAAACCAAGAUGCUUCCAUCCUGAACUUGGAAAAUCAGAUAGGUCAACUGUCUAGGCAGCUAGCUGAAAGAGCUCAAGGGCAGUUUCCUAGUGAUACUAUUGUGAAUCCGAAGGCACACUGCAAAUCCAUUGUAACUAGGAGUAGAAUCGUGAUCACUCAUCAAGGCAAGCCAAAGAUGGUUCAGAAAAAGAAAGUUGAUGAAUCAGUAAUUGAACCAGAGCAAGAAAAUGAGGAGAAAACAUCUGCAAGUGAGAAAGAAAAGCCUGCAGAGAAAGAAAAAGAAGUGGCAGAAGAGAAACCUGUUGAAGCUCCGAAGAAGUUGAUGGAUUAUUCUCGAUUUGAGAAGCCUCCUUAUCCCAUGAAGCUCAAACAACAGGCACAGAAGCAACAAUAUGCCAGAAAGCAUAAGUUGCAGGAUUGUGAGACAGUAGCACUUACUGAAGAGUGCAGUGCCAUUAUACAAAAGAAGUUCCCACCAAAGCUUCGAGAUCCUGGAAGUUUCAACAUCCCAAUUGCGGUAGGCAACACUAAUGUUGGUCGGGCACUUUGUGAUCUAGGAGCAAGCAUCAAUUUGAUGCCAUUGUCAAUAUGCAAGUCAUUGGGAAUCUCUGAGUUGAAACCAACCAUGGUCCCUUUACAGCUUGCUGACCGUUCUUUGAGGAGACCUAAUGGAAUCAUAGAAGAUGUCCUUGUUAAAGUUGACAAGUUCAUCUUCCCUGCUGAUUUCAUUGUGUUGGACAUGGAGGAGGAGAGUGAAAUACCUCUUCUGUUGGGUAGGCCACUUGAUGUGUUUGAAGAGGUGGUUAUGGAAGAGAAAAGUGAUUAUCAAGAGCUUGAAGAAGAGUUGAAGGCUCAAGAAGAAGCUACUCCACAAGAAGAGCUAGAAGUUAUUUUUGAGGUGCUAGAAAAGAAAGAAAAUGAUCUAGUUACAGUAGCACCAAAAACAGAAUUGAAAGAGUUACCUAAAACUCUGAAAUAUGCCUUUUUGGGAGAUGAAGAACAAUACCCUGUUAUCAUCAAUAAAGAGUUGUCUAUGGAUUAA
This is a messenger RNA of Gastrolobium bilobum, 1329 nucleotides long. RefSeq lists its product as uncharacterized. Bases 1 to 1329 code for a protein of 442 amino acids. NCBI's taxonomy places the organism in Eukaryota, Viridiplantae, Streptophyta, Magnoliopsida, Fabales, Fabaceae. The transcript has 3 exons. The record is from RefSeq and is a predicted model, not a curated record.